AUGUUCGCUCUAUCACUUGUUAUUAUCACCUCAUUAACACCCCCAUUCGCGGCAACCGCUAACGACGGCGACCGGAAAUGGUUCAACAGCGGCGACGGCACAAUCCGGGCCCAAAUCAGUGCUAUCUUCGAUCGCAUCAAAAACGUUGAUAUAAUAAUUAGUAACGCCACACCGGAUCAAAUGGAGCAAAUUGAUUAUCUGGUAGGCUGUGGGAUGGGACCGCUGAUGAACAAGACUGUCCGCAUCUACGAGGAAGUUGGUUUCGACGAAGGAAAUUGUGUGGUUCCGCCGAAAAUUACGCCAUCGGUGGCAUUCGAUCCGGAUGUAGAUAUAGAUGAAUAUGACUUGCUAACUGAGCAAAUUUUCAUCACGUGGGACCGUUCAUACGAGACGUUCGUCAAAAUGUGGGUUCAGAAUCAGUACGAUGGGUAUGUAGUGUUCGGCAACUCAAGCUUGUUCGAUACUCUUCUGCGUUGUUUGGUGGGUCCAAAAGGAACCUAUUUGAUAGUGUUCGCAGACGAAGAAAAUUUUGUUAGGGAAGAAGUCGCUCAUAGCUUAGAGAAGAUUUGGCAACGUGAUGGUGCUUUUCAAGUAUUUGUUCUAGUGGGCGACUUAAUUUUCACGUUCAAUCCAUUCCUGGGCAACAAUGAUCAUUCCUUGUACGGUCGUUUGAUAAAAUUAACAUCGACACAGGAAAUUCCGUCCGUGCCGCAGAAUAAUUUCAAUGGGUUUCCGCUGAGGAUAGAAAUGUUUCAUUCGACUUACAGCGAAGCCGUCACAACGAGCAACGGUUCCGUUGUUGACUUCACCGGAGUGGAUGCCAUGGUCAGACAGGUUUUCGUCGAAACCCUUAAUUUCACACCAAUACGUAUUCCCCCGGAUAGGGAUCUUUUCGGUGACCGUCUACCGAACGGUAGCUUCAAUGGUGCCCUUGGUCGGUUAUCACGGCAUAAAAGUGACAUAGCCUUCGUUGGGUUUUUCAUCAAGGAUUACUUCAGCACCGGGACGGAAUUCACCACCGGGAUGUACUCCGACGAGUUGUGCUGUUUGGUGAAGAAAGCUAGUCGAGUGCCGGAGUAUUUGCUUCCGGUCACCAUAUUUCCGCCGGACGUUUGGUUGCUGCUAUUUUUCAUGGGAAUAGUUUUCACCGUAGCGUGGAUUGUCAUCCGUACCGGCAUUCGAAUGAAGGUGAACUACCGAACAGUGUGGUACCAGAAGCGUCGAUUGGCACAUUUGUUCAAUCUGACGAACCGCAUCCGUGAUGGAUCACUUUUCCGUGAAUGGACCCAAAUUUUGAUCGAUACAUACAUCUUGCUUCUGAGCGCUCCCUUUCAACGAUUCACCCGAUCUGGGAUUGAGCGUUUGCUACUGUUUAGCCUGAUGAUGGUCAGCUUGAUCUUCACCACGAUGUUCCAAUCAGAACUGGCUUCGGUUUUUGUACAUCCAGUGUACUACAGGGACAUCGACAGUCUGCAACAGUUGGAUCAAUCCGGGUUCAAAAUACCGGUAAAGUACAAGGGCUAUUUGGAUGAUGUUUUUCCCGCGAACUACAGCCCUACAAUGGAGUCCCUGCGGGGAAAGAUAACCUACCAGCCAACCAGUGAAGCGAUGCUGACGGUCGUGGCCCGACUGGGCACCAUAGCGACCGUUACCCGCAGAACGACUCUCGCCCUCGACAAUGCCAUCUAUUUGUCCACGAAGCAGCUGCACAUGAUUCCCGAGUGUCCUCGGUCGUACAAUCUGGCGUACGUGGUGUCGCGACACUCGAUUCUGCUAGAACAGAUCAACAUAGUACUGUUGCGGAUGCUGAACGGAGGACUGGUGAGUCACUGGAUCUCCGAGAUGAACUACAACGUUACGAUACGGGACUGGGAGAGGGUGAGGGAACUGGGCGAGCCGAACUUCAAGACGCUGACGAUCGUCGAUAUGCAGUUUCCGUUCUAUCUACUGGCUAUUGGACUUGCUCUCAGCACGGGAGUGUUUGUGGUUGAACAAUUGUGGCCACUUUUUGCGAGCAGCGUCGAACAAUGCUACCUCCCACGUCAUGCAGACUGA
This is a messenger RNA of Toxorhynchites rutilus septentrionalis, 2055 nucleotides long. RefSeq lists its product as uncharacterized. The record is from RefSeq and is a predicted model, not a curated record. The transcript has 2 exons. Bases 1 to 2055 code for a protein of 684 amino acids. NCBI's taxonomy places the organism in Eukaryota, Metazoa, Arthropoda, Insecta, Diptera, Culicidae.